Messenger RNA from Leguminivora glycinivorella, 688 nucleotides. It is a transcript of the gene Lsm10, whose product is annotated as U7 snRNA-associated Sm-like protein LSm10. Gene Ontology annotation, biological process: mRNA 3'-end processing by stem-loop binding and cleavage. NCBI's taxonomy places the organism in Eukaryota, Metazoa, Arthropoda, Insecta, Lepidoptera, Tortricidae. Gene Ontology annotation, cellular component: nuclear body; cytoplasmic U snRNP body. Bases 139 to 561 code for a protein of 140 amino acids. Gene Ontology annotation, molecular function: U7 snRNA binding; histone pre-mRNA DCP binding. The record is from RefSeq and is a predicted model, not a curated record. The transcript has 4 exons.
UCGAAGCGUGUCGUGUGCUGACCGGGGAAAUAAUUUAUACAUGAUUUAAUUUAUUAUUAGAAAGUGGUUUACACCGAAAAUCACCUGCCCGCUUGUUGCAGAGUUUGGCAAGCCAAAUUUGGCACCAGGAAAAACGCAAUGUUGAAACAUUUUGUUGGGACAGCAAAAGAGCAAUUUUUUUAUCACAAUACUUUACUUUGUUUGGUAAAAGCUCUUGAGGGGCAAAAUAUAACUGUAGAUUUACGACAUGACAGCCAUGUCUGUGGAGAAGUCAUCUUAGUUGAUGGGUACAUGAACAUUUCUUUUGGAACAUCAGUUUUCGUCGACUCUAAAGGCAACGAGUUCGCCUACGAUAAUCUAUUCAUCCAGGGUCGUAAUAUCAGACACGUCCACAUUCCCGAAAAUAUGGCGGCAAGGGAUGCUAUCAAAACAGAACUAGGAAAAGUAGCUCCUAAACCUAGAAAUCAAAACGAGCAAGUACGAAAAUCUAGAAAAGCCAAGAAAGCCCUCAAACUUCAUAUGGAAACCGUGGCCAGACUGCAAGACACUACGGACUCCUGACGCCCAUGUUUAGAUAAGUUCAUCUGUUGUAUUCAUCUCACUAUAUGUAAAUAGCUCUCUCUUUGUUAUCACACUCUGAUUAAUGUUUUUUAAAAGGUCAUGUAAUAAAAUAGUGAUGAAGUAUUUA